Molecule: messenger RNA, 1117 nt
Organism: Theobroma umbraticum
Lineage: Eukaryota; Viridiplantae; Streptophyta; Magnoliopsida; Malvales; Malvaceae
Source: RefSeq, a predicted model, not a curated record
AUGCUACGGCUUCGAUGUCUACAGCGCAGCGUGACAAUUCAAGAUAAGUGUCGUCCACAAUCACUCACAGCUCAAGUGAAUCGAUCACCCCAGCGGUCUGCCAUUAAGCAUCUCAGGGAGAAGUUUAGCAGUGGUGCUGAGCAUCCCGUGACAGCCCAGAAUGAUUCAGCUACUCCAAGGUGCCUUAAUAGGGAGGUGUCAAACAACUCGAUACAGUUUGAGAAAAGCUGCACUUCCAAACCACAAAGUGAAGAUACUCAUUCCCAAAAAGUGACUUCCGCUGGGCACCAGAGUACAUGGCCAGUUAAUCGCUUGACCAUGAACACAAAUGAAGAUCUUCAUAAAGAGACCAAGCCAGCUUCAGAUGCCGUACCACAGAAAACGAGCUCGGAAGCAAGAUGCACAGAGGCCACCACAUCAUUGGAGGGUCAAUCUGAGAACGAGAUGGCAAAAGAACAAGGGUCGAACAGCCAACAGCAUCCCUUCCUUGACUCACAGGAAAUUGUGGAAACGAUAUCAUCUUUGAAUGUCUACACUCAAAAUAAGGUUGCAAAAGAACAAGAUAAUCACAACCACCAGCUUUAUCUUGACUUGCAAGAAACCACAGAAACAACAACAUCCUUGCAUAGUUGCACAGAGAAUGAGAUAACUGAAGAACAGGAUAUUGGUGACCAGGAGAAUCUCUACCCUGGCUCUCAGGAAACUGUCGAGACCGCAACAUCCUACAAUGAUCCAGAUGAGAACGUGAUAACUGAAGAACUGGAGGAUCAUUACCAACAAUAUUUUGCUCAAACAAAUUAUGACUGGUUUAGUAAUAUAUCCCGACCCAGAAGCUACUGGGAAGGCUUACGGCAAGCAUGGUACCAAGAAGUGCUUAACAGCACCUCAAAAGAUGAGGAGAUACGUCAGCUCCUAGAAAGGUAUAUGAUCUUCUGUCAUCAUCUACUUUUUGCCUGUUUCUAUCUUUUAUCCUUCUAUGUUGACUUCUUCUCCAUGGAAUUCAUCAUUCAAAAGAUUGGAAUAAUUCAUAUGCAUGUAAAACCGUGGAAAAUGAGAUAAUUAAGGUUAUAUAAAUGAUGAAGCUUAUGAGCAUUAAGCAAUGACUACCUAAUGGUAA